This is a messenger RNA of Tribolium madens (black flour beetle), 1525 nucleotides long. RefSeq names its product RNA-binding protein 41-like. Gene Ontology annotation, cellular component: U12-type spliceosomal complex. The transcript is spliced from 5 exons. The record is from RefSeq and is a predicted model, not a curated record. The coding region runs from base 237 to 1397 and encodes 386 amino acids. Lineage: Eukaryota; Metazoa; Arthropoda; Insecta; Coleoptera; Tenebrionidae. Gene Ontology annotation, biological process: mRNA splicing, via spliceosome. Gene Ontology annotation, molecular function: U12 snRNA binding; pre-mRNA intronic binding.
AAGGCAACAAGUUAAAAAAAAUCAUUUUUAUUCCAAAAAUUUAUAGGAAUAACACAUAAAUCUGUCAAUUUUGGUGUGGUAACUGUAGCCACUUCCAUGAUUUUUUUUAAAUUAAAAAUGUGUUUUCUUGGUCAAUAGUCUCAAAUAACCAUUCAUUUUAGCAUUUUAAAGCUUGCUACAGUUUUAUUGAUUAUUUUCCCACUGCUGACCUUGACAUAACCUCAAUAUUUGGCAAAAUGUACAACAAAUUGAGCGAUUCGUUCAAGAAAAAACGCAUUCAUAACUACGAGGAUGAGCCCCCUGAAAAGAAAUUGGUUUCAGACGCCGACAUUUACAUAAAAAAACUAUCCGAAAAACAGCUAAACACUUCAAUUAAUUUGGAAGAACAACUUUCGUUGAAAAAUUCGUUUUGUCGAUCAACGGAAUUGGUGUCUUUGACGAAUUAUGCCUCUGGGUCCAAGUCUUUGCAAGAAUUUAGUUCUCUAGUGGGAGAUUUAAAAAAUUUGGAAGAAUUCAAGUCGCAAGGUUUGAAUAAUGACGAAAUUGAGUUAUUUAAGUGUUACAAAAGUGGUAAUUUGGAAACUAGACACAAAAAUAUCAAUCGAGAUGUUGUAAAAACACAACUUGAAGGAAUUUUUCACAAACUAAAUGAGACUAGAAAUGAGGAGGAGGAGCAAACGAAAAAUUGUGUUGGUCGCCUCGAAACCGAACUACUUUUAUCAACAAAACCCACAAGUGUUGAAACUAAAUUGUUAAAAUUCGCGCUUGAAAAUGAUCAUCGAAAAAGUACGCAUGGGGGCCCCAUGGACCAACUCAAAAAUGUGGAACAACAAUUAAUCAACGAUUCAUCUCCGAUUAAUAUUAAAAAAAUUCGAAAAAAAGCCAGACGUUUGGCCAAACAAAUCAACUCAUCGGUGAAUCCCCCAAACGAACCAAUCAUACAAAACCAAAGUCUUCACACUAAAUGGGAUUCGAAAAUAAGUGUUACCACCCCACCACAAAAAGAACCAAAAACGUACACUUGUAAAUCACAGAAUUAUUACACCAUCAAAGACGGUGAAAUUAUUCAAAUAAAUCACACACCUGAGAAAAAAUUAUCGAUUGAAGAAAUUCGAAAAAUACCAAAAUUUCAAAACUACGAUAAAGGAACGCCGUGUAGUGUUUUAUUUUUAAAAAACUUAGCGAAUGGUGUUGCUCAAAGUGACCUUGAGCGAGUUUUCCAAAAAUUUACAAAGGAAAUUUUAUCAAUUCGAGUCAUGACUGGACGAAUGCAAGGACAAGUUUUUAUUGAAAUGACAGAUGAAAAAACAGCUGGACAUAUAAUUGAUCAAUACAAUGGACUUGUUAUAAAAAAUAAGCCAAUUAUUAUACAAUUUGGCCGAAAAAAACCCAAAUAAACUGAGAAUUAUCAGUAGAUAAGUCGAGUCUAUGAGAAAGACAGAAACACUCACCGACGAACUCUUUCCCACUUUUUGUGGUAAAAAACCAGGGUGGCCAUUCGGCGUUGUUACAAACGGACUUGUUU